UUCAUGGCUGUUGGAUACUGUUUCUAAAUUCGAACAGUUCAGUGUUAAAUGAUCGUAUUACACCAAAUUGUGUUUUUCUCAAGUAUAUCAGUUUUAGAAUAGGCUUGAUUUUAUUAUUAGAAUAGGCUUGAUUUUAUUAUUAUUUUAAAACAUAAGAAAUGAAAUUUGUGUGUUAAUACGCGUCAAUACUUGGCUAAAGUAAAGAGUAUUUCUCUGCAAGAUAACGAAAUUAGUACUUCGCACCCGUUUAUAUUUAUAGAUGCAGUAACAAAGUAUUCUGAAUUUGAAAACUUCUAAAUUAAUGAACUGCUCAGUUCUCAAAUACUUGAUGGGCUGUGCUAGAAGCAGGCUUCCUGAAACAUUGUUUUCCGUAGUAAAUUCAAGAAAAAUGUGAGACUUGUUUUCCCAUUCAAUAUCGAGUUUCCCCGAGUCUCCAAAUGCAGGUACAGGUUGAAACAAGGCCGUCAACUGUGCAUCUAAGUAGGAAUAUUGUUUAUCGCCGAGCCUUACUAACAGCUAAGUUUGGCCUUGGAUGAAAUUUGGAAAGAGAACAGCUCAGAGUGCGGUUCGAAGAUCUUCCACCCCCUCUUCGAAACACCAAUGUCUCGAUAGGAUUUCAGUUCCCCAUGUAUUUUGUGUGUCCAUUUGCCACACAGACAAUAUCUCCUUACGUAUAUCCAUGCCUUUUCAGAGAUGGAAUUGUGAGCCCUUCUGUACAGCAGUCAGUGUUGCUAAUCACUGUACUGUCUGUGCAGCAUUUCCAAAAGUAGGUCUAGUGUACUUAAUGUUCACUUCAGUACGAAAGCUAUUUGCAUACAGUCGCACAUUUUUUGUAGUGGCUACAUAUCCUGGCCUAUGUUAUCAAACAUAUUUCUUAGAUUACAUAGAAAUGGAUUUGAUAAAGAUCACGGCAGAUGAAAUCAAUAUAUCCGAUGCCUUAACAGUUUUAUCCAAUCCUGCAUGUGGUGGUACUGCUUGUUUUAUUGGAACUACAAGAGAUACAUUUAAUGGUAAGAAAGUAUUGAAACUUCAUUAUGAAGCCUAUGAAAGUAUGGCCAUUAAAAAUCUACAUAAAAUUUGUGAAGAGAUGAAAUUUAAAUGGCCUAUUGUAAAUGUAGUUCUCAUUCAUCGAAUUGGUUCAGUGCCUAUAUCAGAAGCUAGUGUUAUGGUUGCUGCUAAUUCAGUGCAUAGGAAAGAAGCUCUAGAAGCUGUAACUUAUGGAAUUGAUGCUAUAAAAUCUGAUGUUCCAAUAUGGAAGAGAGAAGAAUAUGAUGAUGGAACAUCUAACUGGAAAGAAAACUGUGAAUUUUAUAGAAAUUUUGAACCUAGUGCUUCUUAUUUUGCUUUGUAAAAAUGUCAAGCUGAAAUGAAUUGCUUUUAUGUAUUUUUUUAAAGUUGUUAUUUAUUUAUUCCUUUUUAAAGUUUAAAUUUAAGUAUUUCUAAUAAAAUUAAUAAAUGCA
Molecule: messenger RNA, 1460 nt
Organism: Stegodyphus dumicola
Lineage: Eukaryota; Metazoa; Arthropoda; Arachnida; Araneae; Eresidae
Product: molybdopterin synthase catalytic subunit-like
Biological process (GO): Mo-molybdopterin cofactor biosynthetic process
Cellular component (GO): cytosol; molybdopterin synthase complex
Molecular function (GO): molybdopterin synthase activity
Source: RefSeq, a predicted model, not a curated record